AUGUCCAAGAAAAGCUCUCUGGGCCGAAAGUUGUUCAAUCUCGGCCCUUCAACUACUCUCAAGAAAACCUGGAAUCCCGUGCUGCCCGAUCCACGAAGGAGGGAAGUUGAUAAAGCAGGACCACUCUCCAUUUUGUAUGGUUCACUGUUUAAUCACCCGCAUGAGUGGAACAAUUAUGUGCCCAAAACGCACGUGUGGGCAUUUCCUAGGAAAGAGUCACGUGGGCUUAUUUUUCGUCAAUUCCAUAGAUCACCCAAAGGCCAAAUCAUAGAGUUGGAUGUAUGA
This is a messenger RNA of Dovyalis caffra, 285 nucleotides long. The record is from the annotation of a GenBank genome assembly. NCBI's taxonomy places the organism in Eukaryota, Viridiplantae, Streptophyta, Magnoliopsida, Malpighiales, Salicaceae.